AUGAAAAUUGUAUAUAUAUUGUUAGGGUACCUUGUUAAUUUUUUAAAUUCAAAGUGCGAUGAACUAAUAAAACCAUCGUUAGUAACCUGUUACUCAUACAUAUAAAAGUGUUCUAUUUUAGAAGGAGAUCAAGAAGAUUAUUAAGAACUCUAGCAUAUCAAUACUCAAAUUAUUAAAAAAUCAAUCUAAAUUCCUUAUAAAGAUGAGCCAAUUUUAAUAAGAAUCAUUAAUUCUUUAAAUGAAAAUAAAAUACAAGACAAGAUGAUGUGCUUUUUAUUUCUUAAUAUUGAAUAUUAUAUCACUUGUAUAAACUUUGACUUAAUUUUUUAUGAGGAAUAAACAAAUUUUAAUGAGCUGAUUAGAAUAGAUACAAAAAUAUUAGCUAAUGAACAUUGUGAUGAAAUAUUUACAAAUGAAGAUGGAAGUUUGAGUUUAUUUUGUAUUGGUAAAUUUACUUUCAAAUAAUAUUCCUUGUAUUUACAAGAGAAUGUAACUUUAAUUAUGGAGCAUGAUUUUACAGAUCAAAUAUAAGAUGGAUGUAAAAAAAAAUUAUUGAAAUAGAAGGAAAAUUUAUAUUUCAUUAUAUUUUAUCAAUGUUCUAAAUUUAAGAUAAUGUUAAUUAAAAAUAAUCAAGUUAAAACUAUAUUUGAUGAUUAAAUGAAAUAUUAAGACAUUUAAUUAUCAAACUUCUCUUUUAUUGAUGAUGUAUAAUUUUGUGAACCUAAUGAUUUAACUUUUGGUCUCAUUUUGAUAGAAAAUGAUUUUUAUUUAUAAAUUUAUUAGGCAUAUUUUGAGAACAGCACUCCAUCUUAUUUAUUAUUGUAACACACAAAUCGAAUUCAAAAAAUAGUAAUUUAACCCAGAUGUAACAUUAUCAUUUUAGUCAAUAAAUUAGAUAUAAGCAAUUCAUUAACAACUAAUCCUUAAUAAACAUUAGAGAUAAUAUUAAAUUAACAAUACUCAAAUAAUAAUAUUCACUUUCAUUCCAAUCUUCUUUUCUUAUAAAACUAAUUUGAAUUAAAUGUAUAAAUAAAUGCUCGCAUUAAUUAGACAUAUGAAAUUUGGAACACUUCAUUACAUUUUUUUGACUUUAGUAAUUUAUUCUGUUAAUUUGACUAAACAAAAAAGGUUAUAUAAUUUUAUCAAUAUUAUCCAUUAAGUGCUUAUAUAAAACCUAAAUUAAAGUAUUUAUAUGUAAUUGAGAAAAUCAAUUUAUUUAGAAGAAAUGCUACAAUUAAAUGUUUUAGAAUAUCAAAUGAAAAUAAUACUUAAAAAGAAAUAUCAAAAUUUAUUGAAUUAAUAACAUUCCAUAAUAAUUGUUAAAAUAAGUCAUACAUGUUAUGGAAUUCAAAGAAUUCUAAUUAUUUAAAAAAUGAUAAAUAUAAUUUAUAUAGUAGCGAGGGUAAUAUAAAGAUAAGUAUCAGGAAAUACUAUGACUUUUAAAACAAUUGCUUAUAAAGGCUAUAUAAAUUUCAUGCAUAAAGUAAAUUUGAGUUAAGAGAUAUAAAAUAAAAUUACAUAUGUUUUCAGAAUGAAUCAUUUUUUUAUAUUUAUGAUUGUAAAGAAAAUAAAUUAUCAGUUUCAGUAAACAAAGAUUAAUAUAAUGUACUUGAAUCUAAGGGAGGUUAUUAUUUUUUUAACAAAAAUAACAAUCAAAUUAUAAGAGGAGUCAAAAUUUCACCAUAACAACUUUAAUUAUUCAAUCUAAAGUUUGAUGAAGUGAUUACAAGCGUUAAGGAAAUUACUUAAAGUAUAUUUCUUUAAACUAAUAAUUCUUAUUUGCCUCUUAUUAUCAUUAUGAAUUCUUAAAACAAUUUAUGGAAAAAUUAUCUCUCAAAAAAUCUUUAUUAGCCUGAACCUAUUCUAUUUUAUUUUGAGUUUGGAAACUCAAAAUUUAUUUAAUAUUUAAAGAUCUUAGCUUUUUAAAAUAAAGAAAUAUUCAGAUGUUAUCAAUUUACAGAAUCAGUAAUUAUUUCCAUGGAAGCUUUUGUAUAUUCAUAUGACUACUACUCUAUAAUUGCAAUACAAAAUUAAACUAAAUCAUUGAUUCUUACUUUUUUUAACGAGUUUGAACUACAUUAAAUGGAUAAUUACACCUUUUAGGACUAUUAAUUUUCUUAUCCUUUUAAGUACUCAAUAUACUACUAAAACUUAGCUAUUUUAAUUGAAUAAAAUAAUUAGCUAAAUAUAGCUAUUUUUUAAUACACUCUUUCAACUUUAUAGUUAAUUGAAAUUAUCGCUACAGAUGAUUACUUUUUUAAACUUUAUCCAAAUAAUUUAUUGUUUUCCUUUAAUAAAGUAUGGAGAUAAUAAUUUUUGAAUCAAAUUGAGGUUCAAUUAGAGACUGAAUGGCCUUAUUAAAAAACAUUAACAUCAGACUUUUCUAUAAGUUUAAAUGAGGAGAGUGGUAUUGAAUUAAAGAUUUAAAUUUAUAAUCAAUGCUUCUAGUUAUAUUCUCUAAAGAAUUCAUCUAUAAUUCCAAUUCAAAAGAAUUUAAAUCAAAAAUUAAACAUAUCUGAUAUUUUUUAUGGUCCAAUUACUAAUUUGACACUUUUAAAGAAUUCAAACAUUAUUUUGAAUGGACCUUUUUAAUUACAGAAAGAACUUUAAUAUUGUAAUUAAAUAAACUCAAAUUUCUGUAUUUAAAAAUAUAACUAUGAAACAGAGCUUAAAUAAUUAAUAUUUUCGGUAAUUGUUUUGGAAAAUCAAAAUAUUGAAGUCAUAAAAACAAAUAAAUAUAAUCCUUUUUUUUAUGUAACUUGGAUAAAAUACUAAUAUUAUCUUUGUAUUUAGUAAUUUAAAGAUAAUCUACAAAUUUAAUUAAUUGAAUGUUCUGUAGAAUAAGAUAAUAAUUGCAAUUUAAUCACAAAUCUUAAUGAGAAUUUCAAAAUAAGUUAAAUUAAUGUUGCAGACACAAUAAAAACAGGUAAUUUAAUAAAACUCAAAAGUAAUGAUAAUCAAGCUUUUAUUUUUAUUGAGGGAAUAAAAUUUGAUUUAUAAAUGUUACCUGAUAUUAUCGUAGAUAUCUUAUAUAUUGAAUAAUCAAAUGAUUAAUACUUAAUUUUAUAGAAAAAUAUGAGAAAUUCUAAUGAUUUAGAAUUAACUAUUUACUCAAUCAAUUUACAUUAAAAGCUCUUAAUAUAUUCAUUAACAAUUACUAAUGCACUUUAAAUAGAAUUGAAGAAAAAUGGAAAUUAUUAUAAUUAGCAAUAUACUAUAAGAUUAGUCUCAUGUAAAUAUUCUGGAGAAUUAAUUAAUAUUAAGCUUUUCAUUAUGUAUUAACAUUUUUCAUAAUUUUUGUAACUUUAUUUAGAUCAAAAAAAGAAUUACAUUUAAUUUGAGUUUUAGAAAUAAAUUAGAAAUGUAAUUACUAUCAAAUCCUCUUAACAUCAAGAUUUCAUAAUUGAAUAUAUUGAUGAUAAUAUUUUAGUUUUACAAUAAACUACUGACAAUAUGUAUCAAUUUUAUGAUCUUAGAGAAAAUAGGAAAUUUUAUGAUUAUUUUCAUAAAUCUAUCUUUUUUAUGGAAAUAAUCAGACUAAAUACUACUCAUUUCAUUUUUUACAAUAAUUCUUUGAUAUAUUUAGGAUAAAUUGGAUAUGAAUUAGUUUUAUAAAAUUGGGAUGAAAAUGAAUAAAAUUUUGAAUUAUUUGCAUAAAAUGAGAUAUCAAAUCAAUUAAUUUAAUUGUAAUUACAUAUAAUUAAAACAAAUUAGUAGUUUAAAAAGAGUAUUUUAUUCAUUUUCUUUAUUUUCAUACUUAUAUAGAUUAGAUAAAAGAAAUCUAGGAAACGAUAAAAAAAUAGUCCCUAAUGA
Messenger RNA from Paramecium pentaurelia, 3813 nucleotides. NCBI's taxonomy places the organism in Eukaryota, Ciliophora, Oligohymenophorea, Peniculida, Parameciidae. The record is from the annotation of a GenBank genome assembly.